Fomitopsis serialis is the source of this 1417-nucleotide messenger RNA. RefSeq lists its product as uncharacterized. The record is from RefSeq and is a predicted model, not a curated record. The transcript has 9 exons. Lineage: Eukaryota; Fungi; Basidiomycota; Agaricomycetes; Polyporales; Fomitopsidaceae. The coding region runs from base 342 to 1157 and encodes 271 amino acids.
AGACGAGGGCCUUUGCGCUACAUGGAGAAUGAUGCUGUACUCUCAGCAACAAGGGGUACGCAAGUACAGCUACGUACACGGUACCUGCUGGAAGAGUACAGCAACAAGCUUCCGUGUGCCUUGUAUUCUCAGUUACGUAGUCUACCCUUCUGAUAAGUGGUCAACCGUUGAACAACGGGCACUGCAGUGCACUGCUCCAUGGGAGACGCGUAUCGGGAAACCGCCCGCGCGUCACAUCCGACAUAAGUAUGGAGGUUCGCAUUCAGCUGCCGAGACAUUACAACGCAACUUUCUUCGCCAUCCACGACGCCGACCCUAGACCGGCCGCUGCAUAGCAAGUCAUGGCCGAGGUCAACCAGCACCCCGAUGUCGUCGCACCGCCAGACUACACCAUAGUCGAAGUUAACAUACCAGAUGGGCCAUACGCAACCCUAUCAUUCGACCGCAUCGAGACGGAUCCAAUGAACGGGGCCCGCUCAUGCCCGAUCCACUCAGCCCACUCAGCAGACCCGUUCAACGACGCCUGCUCAUGCCCGCGUCGCGGAACAUACCACGUCCAGGACCCAUUCCGGGAGUCCGACUCGGACAGUGGAGAGGAAACACCCGCGACGGAGUCCUGUCAGCGCGAGCCCGUCGCAGCUAGACUCUUGGACCUCCAUGCUCGCAUUAUCCACGGCGCCUUCUCCGGACUUCUAUACCUGAUACUGUGCGUUGCGUAUACGUCGAUGACUACCUUCAUCGGCUGGAGGACCAUGACCUCCUCCGCGUGCGUCUUGGAGAUCUUCUCCGCGGCGACAGCCGGCACCAUCAUCCUCGCGGUCAUGUCACUCUACAAAGGCGCCGAGGUGGUGGGGGAGCCGCGGACCGGGACACUCCUUCCUGCGCCGCCUCAGCGGAUCCAGCGUCAUGAUUGGGCGCAAUACCCCGCGCGUCCAGACUACAUGGCGUUGGUAUUGUUGCUGAGCGGCUUGUGUGGUCCCGCAUUGGGCCUGUCGCUGCCGUUCGAGGGACGGAACGCGCCAGGGGAUGCCGACUACGAAGGACGCGCUGGCGUGGGCGCAUUCGGAACGGCGAUCAGUCUCGCGCUGUUCGUUAUGGUAGCCAUUAUGGUGACGGCUCUGAGCGUCCUUAGGCAGAAGAUACGGUACCGGGUGUAGGGAGAUGUUCCUAGGAGGUAGUGGGAGUCUGCAGGUAGUUUGGUUGAAUGUGGGCCUGGAAUGACAGAAAGCAGCGACGGACUUACGUUUCGGAAUACAUGUUGUCAACAUUCGCGUACUCAAGGCAUCAGUGUUGGUGAAGCCCUCUGCGCGACUGGCCUCCAGGUCGUCGAACACGCCAGUGUUCGAAGCCUCCCAGUAUCAGUGCCGGCCUAGUAAGGAGACAAGAAUUCAAUUUGGCAGAGUGGCCGGUAUGUUGU